Messenger RNA from Aspergillus ochraceoroseus IBT 24754, 1476 nucleotides. Its product is annotated as indoleamine 2,3-dioxygenase family protein. The transcript has 5 exons. Gene Ontology annotation, molecular function: metal ion binding; heme binding. Lineage: Eukaryota; Fungi; Ascomycota; Eurotiomycetes; Eurotiales; Aspergillaceae. Bases 1 to 1476 code for a protein of 491 amino acids. The record is from RefSeq and is a predicted model, not a curated record.
AUGUCGCCUGCCAAAAUCACCAUACACUCCCCUACUACUCUAGAGGCCUUCCCUCACAUCCAUGAUGACCCGGCUACCCUCCCUCAUUCGUUGGACCCCUUCACCAUCACCACUACUACUGGCUUCCUCCCCUACUUGACCUCCCCUACUAUCCUGCCAGAGGUGUUCAAGCCUUUAAUGUGCCUGCUUGACCGUUAUGCGGUCGUUAAGGAGGAUGGGAUUCCAGGUCUCCUUGCUACAUAUGAGUUGGGUCCAGCUGUUCUCAAGGAGCUGCCUGACCUAACUGAUGAGGUUGACAAGCUCGUCACUGCCAACGGUGACCUCGACCUCUUCACCAUUAUGGCAGUGUUCCGUGACUAUUCCUUCCUGGCCUCUGCUUAUCUCCUUGAACCAUGUUGGGAAAGCUGGUGCAAGAACCCCGAGAAGGGGUAUGGUCUGGGUCGUGAUGUGCUGCCCAAGUCUGUGGCCCGUCCAUUGUAUCGCUGCGCACAGAUUCUGGACAUUCCACCUUUCAUGUCCUACGCAGCCUCCUACGCCCUAUUUAACUAUACCCUUGCAGAGCCAUCCAAGGGUCUCGUAUACUCCAACCUUCGCUUGGUCCGAGCUUUCGAACGUGGCUUGGACCCUCGUAGCUCGGAGGCAGGAUUUAUCUUGACUCACAUUGACAUGGUCAAGGAGACUCCUGCUUUGGUCACCGGAGCCCUUCAUGUCAUCGAGACCCUAGAGCAAGGUGGACCCCGAUCGACUGUCAACGACGGGUUCCGGGAGAUCCUCGCAUCUAUGGAGAAGAUCGAAACUUGCAUGGAGGACAUGUGGGCCAACUCUAAACCAGCCGAAUAUCUCUCUUUCCGUGUAUUUAUCUUCGGCAUCACCUCUCAAUCUAUGUUCCCUAACGGUGUAAUCUACGACGGUGUUGAGGACAAUAAACCCCUUUAUUUCCGCGGCGAGAGUGGUGCCAACGAUAGUAUCAUCCCCCUCCUGGACCACCUUCUCGAGAUUCCCAUGCCUCAUACACCACUUACCAAGAUCCUACACGAGUUCCGCGCCUACAGGCCACUCCCCCACCGCACAUUCCUCGCUCACGUCCGGACAAAGGCUGAGGAACUCGGAAUCCGCAAUUACUCUCUCAAAGACACUGAAACCACCAUCCUGUUCCUGCGUACGCUGAACCACGUUCGCAGUUUCCGCUGGAGGCAUUGGCUAUUUGCCAGGGAGUAUAUUAUCCGUCGUACCCCGCAUCCUACUGCUACAGGUGGAAGUCCAAUUGUUACUUGGCUUCCUAACCAGUUGUCUGCUGUCAUGGACAUGAUGAUUUCGAUCUACGAUAGUGUGCUUGGGCCACAGAAGACCGAGGAGGGCAGCGAUUACGAUGGCGCGUGCCAGAAGCUAGUUGAGCCCAUGAUGGAGAUGGUGCGUGAUCAGCAGGAGAAAUUAGCGAAGGAGGUCGAGAAGUGGUGUCAGGAGAGGGGGGUCUAA